AUGUCAUCACUUCUCUAUGUCUUCCUCCUCUUCGCCGCCUUCAUCAGCCACAGUGGAGAAGCCACCGAGCCCGCCGUCGAAGCAGUAAAGGACAUCUACGGAAAACCUCUCCUAGCAGGCAUCAGCUACUACGUCUUGCCUGUAGCUCGCGGCGGCGGCGGACUAACCGUCAUCUUAUCCGAGAACACAACAUGUCCGAGAACCGUAGUCCAAGACCAAUCCGAAGCCUCUCAAGGCUUACCGGUGGAGUUCUCACCAUCAGUAACAUCAAGAACCAUCCCUGUCUCAACCGAUCUAAACUUCCAGUUCUCUGCAUUUACGAUCUGGCGGUUAGACAGUUUCGACACGGAUCAGUACUUCGUUUCAACUUGUGGCGUUGCAGGGAAUCCGGGUCGGACAACGGUUAGUAACUGGUUCAAGAUCGACAAAUUCGAAGGUAAUUACAAGAUCCGGUUUUGUCCUAGCGUUUGCGAUGUCUGCAGAGUCAUGUGCAGAAACAUUGGAGUGUUUGUGAAAGAUGGAAAGAGAAGACUUUCUUUAAGUGAUGUUCCAUUGAUAGUUAAGUUCAAAAAAGCAUAG
This is a messenger RNA of Microthlaspi erraticum, 579 nucleotides long. The record is from the annotation of a GenBank genome assembly. Lineage: Eukaryota; Viridiplantae; Streptophyta; Magnoliopsida; Brassicales; Brassicaceae.